UCUUCCUUUUCUCUUCUCCGUUACCCCUUAAGAUUUUUUGUUCAUAAUUAAGCUUAUAUUAUUCCGCUUCUUUCUUUCUUUCUUUCUUUCUUUCUUUAAUAGUUUAAUUUAGAUCCCUACUUCCAUUGCUUUUUUCCUCUUGAAAUUUCUCAUUUCUGUUUUUUUUUAGGCUCUGGUUAAAAGUUUCUUCAUAAAAAAUCUUGAUGCUGCGUAUUUUUUUCUUGAUGUUUCAAAUCCAUGUCUAGUCCUGUACUCAGUGAAAUCCUCCUUUCAGGUUUUAUGAUCACAUCCUCGAUCAGAAGCAGAACCCAUCUUGUUCAAUCUUUCUCCGUUACAUUUCUCUACUGGUUUUAUGUUUUUGAUCUAUCAUUUUUCAGCAAAUCUUGAAUAUUCUUGUAUAUAACAAGAUUGAUUUGUGGGUCAUUUGCACGAAUGCCACGAAUUUUCUGCUGCCAGUUUGGGCGUGCUUGGGAGGCAUUUCUCUGAAAUUCUGCAGAAGUGAAUUCGUCAAAGUUUGGCAUCGAGAGUUACCAGAUUUCCAUAAAGGAUUUUCAGGGCGAUUUUGGUGCACGUCAGAGCCGUAAAGAUUAUAUUCAAAUGGGUUCUUCUAGUGGCAACUCUUCAGGGUCUUCACAGAUUCUGAACUCAGGUUCUGAAGAAGAUCUGAUGGAUCAAAGAAAAAGGAAAAGAAUGCAAUCAAAUCGCGAAUCGGCAAAACGAUCCCGAAUGAGAAAACAGAAGCAUUUGGACGAAUUAACAGCCCAAUCGGCUCAAAUUCAGAAGGAAAACAGCCAACUUCUCACAAGCAUUAACAUCACCACACAGAAUUACAUGAAUAUUGAGGCUGAAAAUUCUGUCAUAAGGGCUCGGAUUACGGAACUUAGCCAAAGAUUACAGUCCCUGAAUGAAAUCAUCGCCACCGCCGCGGGAGGAGGAGGCGCCACCACCAACAACUGGGCGGAGGAAUCUUUCAUGAAUCCAUGGAACUUAAUGUACUUUAGCCAACAGCCCAUCGUGGCAUCAUCUCCUGGUGCAUUUAAUUAUUGAUCAACAGCUUGAGAAAAUUGUGUGGUGAGAUCUGCAUUCAACGAGUAGAGAGAUUUGUCUUAUUGUCUCAUUAUUUAACUACUUUUUCUAUGAUGUUCUGUGUUCGUCGUGUAUUGUACUAAAAUAUGUUCUUGGUAUGUAGAUGAGUAAAUAUCGAUAAUAAAUGAAUAAAUAUGUAUGUAAUUCUCCUUUUUAUCAA
Olea europaea var. sylvestris is the source of this 1246-nucleotide messenger RNA. Its product is annotated as bZIP transcription factor 11-like. Gene Ontology annotation, biological process: positive regulation of DNA-templated transcription. Bases 598 to 1047 code for a protein of 149 amino acids. Gene Ontology annotation, cellular component: nucleus. Lineage: Eukaryota; Viridiplantae; Streptophyta; Magnoliopsida; Lamiales; Oleaceae. The record is from RefSeq and is a predicted model, not a curated record. The transcript has 2 exons. Gene Ontology annotation, molecular function: transcription cis-regulatory region binding; DNA-binding transcription factor activity.